ACGUUUCUGUGUGGGUAGGUGAUGGUGUUGAUGGGUGGAGUUUAGUUUCAUGUGUCAGACUGAAGCAGCAGCAGCUCGCGGAGGUUUAGUCGGAUGAAACUCGCUUUGACCGUCGCAGACUUUCUCAGAGGAGUUGUUUUCAGUCUGAGUUCUAGUCUGGAGGACUAGUUUAGUUCAGUGAUGUCCAGGUCGCGCGCGCAGCGGUCAGGUUGUGUGAUCAUGUGAAGGUGAUUAUCAGCGGAGGAUCGAGGAUCGAGCUGCGGGAGGAUGAAUGUAUUUCUCCGGCUCGGAUUCUCAUUUCUGCUGCUCUUCUGCGCGCCUGUUUCUGCUCAAGGUCCAGAAUGUGGAGCUGGAUGUCAUCAACACCACGGCUUCUGUGAGCAGUCUGGAGAAUGCAGGUGCAGAGCAGGUUGGCGCGGUGCGGUGUGUGAUCAGUGUGUUCCUUCACCUGACUGUGUUCACGGAGUGUGUGAAGAGCCCGGGCAGUGUGUCUGUGAGCGCGGAUGGACAGGAGCUCGCUGCGAUCGAGAGGUUCACCGGUGUUCAUCAAAGCUCUGCUCGGGAAACUCUACCUGUGUGCAGACCGGACGAGGAGGACACGUCUGUCUCUGUUCUCCUGGACACACCGGAGAAAACUGCCAGCUGAAGACAGGAGCGUGUUCAGAGAACGGCUCUCGCUGUCAGAACGGAGGAAGCUGUGUGAACACGAGUGGCUUUGACAGCCGUUCCUCUUGUCUCUGUGCACCUGGAUUCACUGGCUCUGUCUGUGAGAAGGAGCUUGACGUCUGCCAGCCCAAUCCGUGUGUGAACGGUGGCAGAUGCGUCCAGCGUGACCCGACCUACACCUGCGUCUGCCCGCCCAGAUUCACCGGCCCGUCCUGUGAGCUCCACGUCAGCCAGCUCAAGCCCAAGCCCCGAGCGAGAGCGCUAGGUCCGGGUCACCACACCGCAGCAGCUCACACUUUCCACAAGCUGCUGCGUCCGUCCGAGCGAGAGCCACUCCAGCCGUCCGGUCCACUGGUCACCCGCAGCCAGAUCAUCUGCUUCUCCGUCCUGGGUCUCCUCACCUGUCUGGUGAUCCUGGUCACGACAGGCAUCGUCUUCUUCUCCCGCUGUGAGACGUGGAUGGCCAACACUAAAUACAGCCAGCUGGUGCGACAGCAGAGAGACCAGCUCCUGAGAGCAUCUGACCUCGAGCAGCGUUCACUCAACAUCAUCCUGCCGGAGAACAUCAGGAUGAGCAACUACAGCAGGCUCUACACGUCUAUAUGAAGCUGACGCGUGCGUCUGGACGAGACCCAGACGAGAGGUUUGGUGCUUUAGUCUCUCGUGGGGAAAACAGCUGUAGGAUUUCAUGGUUUUAUUGCUGGAUUACAUGCAUAUAUUAAACGAGCAACACUCACGGCUCUCUCUCGUUCUGAAGACUGGUGAAGUGAAUGGUUCUCACUUAUCUCUAGUUAUCACACAUAACCUGGUUUAAUGGAGGUGAAUGGAUGAAGGGUUCACCACGGCGUGUUACGACUCACGAGCUGGCCGUUAUCAUCAUGUUUUCAUCACCUGAGCAUUUUGUAAUCUUUACUUUUCAUGCAUAUAUUUACAUGCGAACAAAUGAUUAAUGUAGCACUAAAUAAACCAUUGUUUUCAUCUCCAUGAACAACGUAGUCUGGUUAUAUUUCUUCUGAAUUGAUGCUGUCUUGGCAGUAUGGUUGUGCAUUUUAUUUUGUGUUUUUUUUUUUA
Molecule: messenger RNA, 1737 nt
Organism: Carassius auratus (goldfish)
Lineage: Eukaryota; Metazoa; Chordata; Actinopteri; Cypriniformes; Cyprinidae
Product: protein delta homolog 1-like
Exons: 5
Coding region: 268-1272 (334 amino acids)
Biological process (GO): establishment or maintenance of epithelial cell apical/basal polarity; heterophilic cell-cell adhesion
Cellular component (GO): protein-containing complex; plasma membrane
Molecular function (GO): calcium ion binding
Source: RefSeq, a predicted model, not a curated record